ACUUCCUCUUACCCUGUCGGGCUUGACAGGCGUGUCCGCGCUCCUGGUGUCCUCGUCGGGAUACAGCGGCACCGGAGGCGCAUCCCUCCGCAGCCCGACCCCUCCAGCUCUCCGCCUGAGCGGCUCUUAUGUGGUUCUGUCUGCAGGUUUUUCGGGACACCGUGUCCGCAGAGCUGCCGCUCUCAGACUCCUGCAGUUUGUUUUGCUGACAAAAGAGGAAAAAAAUGGACCUACUUCCAGACUUGUGGAGGCAGGAGUAUUGGCUCCCUCCUGGUGUGACCUGGGAAGACCUGGAGCGGCUGCCGGACUCGGAGAGACCUCGUCCCAAGGAUCUUCUCAUCGCCCUGCCCCUCGCUCUGGGCUUUGUCGCGGUUCGCUGUGUGUUUGAGAGGUUUUUGGCCCCCCCUAUCGCCAGAAGUCUGGGGGUGAAGAAUAGAUUUCAGUCGACUGCGGCCCCCUCCCCGCAGCUGGAGUCAUUUUACACUCACAGGAGUAAGCAGCCCACACAGAGUGAACUUGCCAAUUUGAUGGUGUUGUGCGGAAAAACCCAGAGACAGGUGGAGAGCUGGUUCAGGGUUCGCCGGAACCAAGACCGACCCAGUCAAACCAAGAAGUUUGCUGAAGCUGCUUGGAGGUUUUUUUUCUACCUGUCGGCAUUUAUAGCUGGAUUGACCUCCUUAAUCAAUAGACCCUGGUUCUGGGAUCAGAGGGAAUGUUGGAGAAAUUAUCCCUUUCAGCCCUUAGAGAGAGCUCAUUUCUGGUACUACAUGCUGGAGUUGGGAUUUUAUGGCUCUCUGCUCCUUCGGAUCUCCGUGGACGUCAAAAGAAAGGAUUUUAAAGAACAGGUGAUCCACCAUUUGGCCACCAUCUUCCUGCUCAGUUUCUCCUACUGUGCCAACUACAUCCGCAUUGGCACCUUGGUCAUGCUGCUUCAUGACUCGUCUGACAUAUUGUUAGAGUCUGCUAAGAUGUUCAACUACGGCGCUGGCUGGAGGAAGACAUGUGACUCUCUGUUUGUUGUGUUUGCUGUGGUCUUCCUUGUGACUCGACUGGUGAUUUUCCCCAGCAGGAUCAUUCAUACCACCCUGCUCCUGUCCAUGGAGGUCUUUGAGCCCUUUGCUGGCUACUACUUCUUUAACGUCCUGCUGAUGGUGCUGCAAGCUCUUCACGUAUUCUGGGCGGGUCUAAUCAUACGCAUGGUCUGCAAGUUCUUCAAAGGCAAGCUGGAAAAAGACGAGCGCAGCGAUGAAGAGAGUGACGCCGAGGCGGAAGAGGAGGACAAAGCUAAGGAAGAAAAGAUGGAUCAAGGAGGAGAUUGUUACUGGGAAAAAAGUAAAGAAACUCUGAACUCCAAACUAUCUGUGCUGACCAACAGCUGUGUCCUCACUAACCUGACCUACCACAGGUCCUCUGUGGCUAACAGAGAGCAUAAGGCUCAGUAAAACUCUUGCUUUAUGCUUCAUUUUAGUAAUUGUUUUUAUCCAUUCAGCUCUUUAAAAAAAACAAUGUACAAUGAUGCAACUCUAAAUUUAGAGGGUGGUA
Messenger RNA from Fundulus heteroclitus (mummichog), 1542 nucleotides. Its product is annotated as ceramide synthase 2. The coding region runs from base 225 to 1442 and encodes 405 amino acids. Gene Ontology annotation, molecular function: DNA binding; sphingosine N-acyltransferase activity. Gene Ontology annotation, biological process: ceramide biosynthetic process. The record is from RefSeq and is a predicted model, not a curated record. The transcript is spliced from 11 exons. Lineage: Eukaryota; Metazoa; Chordata; Actinopteri; Cyprinodontiformes; Fundulidae. Gene Ontology annotation, cellular component: membrane.